AUGAUUGCUAGCUUGCGCAAAUCCCUGGCUGGUCCAGGAUAUGUGAUUUUGAAUGCUAUCCGCGUUUUCAACAUCGUGACCUUUCUCGAUCUCAUCGCGGCGUGUGUCGUCAUGCUGGUCAAGAUCGAUAUGCUGAACAGCUUCUUCUUCUUUGAGGCUGUCACUCAUGCCGUAGUUGCUGUGAUCAGCAUCUUCCUGAUCGUCUCCGAGCUCCCCGUUUUGCAAAACUACUUCGAUCGCCAUUGGCCCAUGUUCGGUCGAGAAUCAGGCUUCUACUCUCUCGCCGGGAUCAUGAUGAUUCUAGGUGUCUCGACUCUCGGCAACUUGAACACUCCAGCCAUGGCCCAGGAGAAACUCGGAAUGGUCUUCUGGCGCAUCAUCGCCUCGGCAGGGAUCCUGGCCAUGGUGAUCAGCAUUUUGAACGUCCUGGCAAGCUUCAUCUUCACCGACUCUGAAACCGGCGUCAGCGCCCGUCAAGUCCGUGUCGACGGCGCCGUUGCCCCUCAAAAGGCAAUGAGCAGAAGCAGCAGCCACCGCACUCUUCAUCUCAGUAUGAAGCACGAGGAGACUUUGCCAACCUACGAACGCCAGAACCCCGUGAAGCGUGCCACCAAGCGUUUGACGGGUCGGUUCCCGUUGAAGAUCUCCAAGCCCAUGAACCCGACUCUGGUUGCUGAGAAUGAUGCGGCUUCCUCCAAGUAUUCUCGGGAUUCUUGCGAUAUCCGCCCUCCUGACCUGGCGCACCACCCUGCCAUGUACACUGGACAGUAUGUUUGA
This is a messenger RNA of Penicillium olsonii, 777 nucleotides long. Lineage: Eukaryota; Fungi; Ascomycota; Eurotiomycetes; Eurotiales; Aspergillaceae. The record is from the annotation of a GenBank genome assembly.